Molecule: messenger RNA, 725 nt
Organism: Tuber melanosporum (Perigord truffle)
Lineage: Eukaryota; Fungi; Ascomycota; Pezizomycetes; Pezizales; Tuberaceae
Product: 40S ribosomal protein S7
Exons: 3
Coding region: 46-633 (195 amino acids)
Biological process (GO): rRNA processing; translation; ribosomal small subunit biogenesis
Cellular component (GO): small-subunit processome; cytosolic small ribosomal subunit; 90S preribosome
Molecular function (GO): structural constituent of ribosome
Source: RefSeq, a predicted model, not a curated record
CAGCAACUAUUGAGACGAGGACCGAAUUACUGCACAACCACCAACAUGUCCAUCAACAAGAUCGCCCACAACUGCCCCUCUCAUGCUAAUCCCAGCGAGCUGGAGUCCAGUAUCGCUCAGGCCCUUUAUGACCUCGAGCACUCUGUCACCGAUCUUAGGAGCGCCUUGAGGCCUCUCCAAUUCAGCUCCGCCAAAGAGAUCGAGGUCGGAUCUGGAAAGAAGGCUAUUGUUGUUUUCGUUCCGGUCCCGUUGUUGGACGGUUUCCAUAAAGUUCAGCAGAGAUUAACUCGUGAGCUCGAGAAGAAAUUCUCUGACCGCCAUGUCCUCUUUAUUGCUCAACGCCGCAUUCUCCCCCUCCCGUCUCGCAGAUCUCGCGUUACCCAGAAGCGCCCGCGCUCCAGGACUCUUACUGCUGUCCACGACGCCAUCCUUCAUGACCUCGUCUUCCCCACCGAGAUUGUCGGCAAGCGCAUCCGCACUAAGGAGGACGGUCACAAGAUCAUCAAGGUCUUCCUCGACGCUAAGGAACGUGCGGGUGUCGACUAUAAGGUUGAUACCUUCGGAGAGGUUUACAAGAAGCUGACUGGCAAGAACGUUGUUUUUGAGUUCCCGGUCGUUGGUGAAAGCUACUAAAGUUCGAUAAAUUAAACGGGAACGGGUUUUUUUCUUGAUGUAUAUUUUUUUGCCGGCAUGGGUGGCGGAAAUAUAAAAGUUGGGCUCUGGAA